Orussus abietinus is the source of this 5721-nucleotide messenger RNA. RefSeq names its product transcription elongation factor SPT6 (gene Spt6). The record is from RefSeq and is a predicted model, not a curated record. Gene Ontology annotation, cellular component: transcription elongation factor complex. Bases 96 to 5414 code for a protein of 1772 amino acids. The transcript has 14 exons. Lineage: Eukaryota; Metazoa; Arthropoda; Insecta; Hymenoptera; Orussidae. Gene Ontology annotation, biological process: transcription elongation by RNA polymerase II; mRNA transcription by RNA polymerase II; positive regulation of transcription elongation by RNA polymerase II. Gene Ontology annotation, molecular function: histone binding; DNA binding; nucleosome binding.
GCUCUCGGGAAUUGCAGGUUCUCUACGCGUCGAUCUUCGGAGGUUGGAGUUUUACAGCCGUUUUGCACUUGGAGUCGCAAAAACUUGCCAGAAGGAUGGCCGAUUUCCUCGACUCGGAGGCGGAGGAAAGCGAGGAGGAGGAAGAGCUGGAUCAUAAUGAGAAGAAGAAGCUCAAGAAGAUGAAGGCUAUGGAAGAGAGCGACGAGGAUGAGGAAGAUGACGAAGAACGACUGCGUGAAGAACUGAAAGACCUUAUCGAUGACAAUCCAAUAGACGAGAGUGAGGGAGACAGCGAUGGUUCCGGUGUCUCUAAAAAGCGAAAGAAAAGUGAUGACGAAGAUUUCGACGAUCGUCUCGAAGAUGAAGAUUACGAUCUUAUCGAGGAGAAUUUAGGAGUUAAAGUCGAAAGGAAGCGGUUUAAGCGUCUACGCAGAAUACAGGAUGAAGAAUCCGAAGGAGAGCAGGAACAUGAAGCAGACGAGGAAAGAGAUGCCAUUGCAAACGAGCUGUUCGAAGGCUCCGGAGACGAGGAUGAAAGAAGAAGCGAACGCAGUCACAGACCAGAGGCUGAGGCUUUCGAAGAAGAAGGCAGCGGUGGAGAGUACUCCGAUGAAGAUGACUUCAUCGUCGAUGACGACGGCAGACCCAUUGCAGAAAAGAGAAAAAAGAAGAAGCCCAUUUUCUCAGACGCGGCAUUACAAGAAGCCCAAGACAUUUUCGGAGUGGACUUCGAUUACGACGAGUUUGGAAAAUAUGGGGAAGAGGAUUACGAGGAGGAAGAGGAGGAAGACGAGGAGGACGAAUACGUGGACGACGUGGGGGACGGGGACAGGCCGAGGCGGCCGAAGAAGCAGCCCAAGAAGAAGACCACCAGGAAGAGCAUCUUCGAGAUCUACGAACCGAGCGAGUUGAAGAGGGGGCACUUUACCGAUUUGGAUAAUGAGAUCCGGAACACGGACAUCCCGGAGCGGAUGCAGCUGCGGUCGGUCCCGGUGACAGCGGUGCCGGAGGGCUCGGACGAGCUGGACCUGGAGGCCGAGUGGAUCUACAACCAGGCGUUCUGCCGGCCGAGCGUCUCCGUGCAGGACGCGCACCUGAACGAGGAGGCGAAGGAGCGGGCCCGGAAGGGUCCGCAGACCGUGGGGAAGAUCAAGAAGGCCCUCGACUUCAUGCGCAACCAGCACUUCGAGGUGCCCUUCAUCUCGUUCUACCGGAAGGAGUACGUCCUGCCGGAGCUGAACAUCAACGACCUCUGGAAGGUGUACAAGUACGACGCCAAGUGGUGCCAGCUGAGGCAGCGGAAGGAGAACCUGCUGCGCCUCUUCGAGAAGAUGAGGAACCACCAGCUGGACGAGAUCAUGAAGAACCCGGACGCGCCUCUGCCGGAGAGCGUCAGGGUUAUCAAGGACGAGGACCUGGAGAGGGUGCGGAACGUGCAGACCAGCGAGGAGCUGAACGACGUGCACCACCAUUUCAUGCUUUAUUAUAGCCACGAGAUCCCGGCCAUGCAGGAGACCACCAGGAGGAAGGAGAGGGAGGCCAAGAGGGAGGCCAGGAGGCAGGAGCGGAAGCGGAAGAUGGCAGAGGCCGAAGAGAACGGAGAGGAACCGCCCGCGGAUGUGGAGGACGUCGAAGAGGACGACCAGCCCGAGGAGGAGAUCCUCAAACAGGCUGUCAGGACGGGCCCGUACUCGAUCUGCCGGAAGGCUGGCCUCGAUGGACUCGCCAAGAAGUUCGGACUCAGCCCCGAGCACUACGCCGAGAACCUGAGGGACAACUAUCAGCGGCACGAGGUGGAGCAGGAACCCACGGAACCGUCGACCGUGGCCGCGGACUUCAUCGGGGAAAAAUUCAACUCCAGGUUCAAGUCCCCGGAGGAGGUGUUGAAGGCGUGCCAGCUGAUGGUGGCGAUCCAGCUCGCCCGGGAGCCUCUCGUCAGGAAGUGCGUCCGGGAGAUGUACAUGGAACGAGCUCGAGUUUCCGUCAGACCGACGAAGAAGGGGGCGAAGGAGAUCGACGAGAACCACCCGGUCUACCCGAUGAAGUACCUGAAGGACAAGCCGGUGCGGGACCUGGUGGGCGAGCAGUUCCUGAAGCUGGCCAUCGCCGAGGAGGACAAGCUGAUCACCCUGACCCUGAGCGACGCCAUCGAGGGCAACACCGGGACCGACUACGUCGAGGAGUCCAAGCAGCUCUACUACAGGGACGAGUUCAGCAAGAACGUCCAGGACUGGAACGCCCUGAGGGUCGGCAGCGUCGAGAUGGCCAUGAACCGGAUGCUGAUCCCGGACCUGAAGAAGGAACUGCGCGUUAAUCUGCUCGAGGAGGCGAAGGAGUGCGUGAUGCGCGCCUGCUGCAGGAAGAUGUACAACUGGAUCAAGGUAGCGCCCUACACCUGCGAGUUCGCCGAAGAGGAGGACGAGGACUGGGACACGGGGAAGGGCCUCAGGGUGAUGGGCCUGGCGUAUGUCCCGGAUUUCGGCCAGGCCGCGUUCGCGUGUCUGGUGUCUCCCGACGGGGAGUGCACCGAUUACCUGAGGCUUCCUCACCUUCUGAAGAGGAGGAACGGUCCCAGGGAGGCGGACAAGGUCAUGAAGGAGGCCGAUCUCCUGGCCUUGAGGAACUUUAUCGCCAGUCGGAAACCCCACGCCGUCGCCGUCGCUGGCGAGUCCAGGGAGGCCGUCAUGAUCUCGGACGACCUGAAGGAGAUCAUCGCCAAGCUGGUCGAGGACGAGCAGUUCCCCUCGGUCCAUGUCGAGAUCCUGGACAACGAGCUCGCCAAGAUCUACUCGAAUAGUAAUAAGGGGGUGGCCGAGUUCAGGGAUUAUCCGGAGCUCCUCAGACAGGCCAUCUCCGUCGCCAGGUUGCUCCAGGACCCGCUGGUGGAAUUCUCGCAGCUUUGCACCGCGGAUGAGGAGAUUCUCUGCUUGAAGUACCACAGCCUGCAGGACCAGCUCUCGAAGGAGGAACUCCUGGAGAACCUGUACCUGGAGUUCGUGAACCGGGUGAACGAGGUCGGAGUGGACGUGAACCGCGCGGUUCAGCAGCCCUACGCCGGCAACCUGGUGCAGUUCGUGUGCGGCCUGGGCCCGAGGAAGGGCCAGGCGCUCCUGAAGAUGCUGAAGCAGAGCAACCAGAGGCUGGAGAACCGCACCCAGCUGGUGACGGCCUGCCACAUGGGUCCGAAGGUCUUCAUCAACUGCGCCGGCUUCGUGAAGAUCGACACCAACAGCCUGGGCGACAGCACCGAGGCCUACGUGGAGGUGCUAGACGGGUCCAGGGUGCACCCGGAGACCUACGAGUGGGCACGGAAGAUGGCCGUCGAUGCCCUCGAGUACGACGACGAGGACGCCAACCCGGCAGGGGCUCUGGAGGAGAUCCUGGAGGCGCCAGAGAGGCUCAAGGACCUCGACCUGGAUGCCUUCGCCGAGGAGCUGGAGCGACAGGGCUUCGGCAACAAGUGUGUCACCCUCUACGACAUCCGCGCGGAGCUGAACUGCCGGUACAAGGAUCUAAGAGUGCCGUAUCUCACCCCGACCCCGGAGCGCCUCUUCGACAUCCUCACCAAGGAGACCCCGGAGACCUUCUACAUAGGGAAACUCGUCCUGGCGACCGUGGUGGGGAUUUCGCACAGGAAGCCCCAGGGCGAGCAGCUCGACCAGGCCAACCCGGUGAGGAACGACGAGACCGGGCUCUGGCAGUGCCCCUUCUGCUUGAAGAACGACUUCCCGGAGCUCUCCGAGGUCUGGAACCACUUCGACGCCGGCGCGUGUCCUGGGAAGGCCAGCGGGGUGAGGCUGAGGCUGGACAACGGACUCUCCGGGUACAUCCACGUGAAGAACCUCUCCGACAAGCACGUGGCCAACCCUGAGGAGCGCGUCGGGGUCGGGCAGAUCAUACAUUGCAGGGUCACGAAGAUCGAGGUCGAUCGAUUCAGCGUUGAAUGCACCAGCAAGAGCAGCGACCUCGCGGAUAAGAAUCACGAGUGGAGGCCGCAGCGGGACAUCUUCUACGACACGGAGGCCGAGGAGAAGGACACGAAGGCGGAGGAGGAGACGAAGAAGGCGCGACAAAGGCAGACCUACGUGAAGCGCGUCAUCGUCCACCCCUCGUUCCACAACAUCGGCUUCGCCGAGGCGGAGAAGCUGAUGCAGACCAUGAAGCAGGGCGAGGCGAUCGUCCGGCCCAGCAGCAAGGGGGCGGACCACCUGACGGUUACCUGGAAGGUCACCGACGACAUCUACCAGCACAUCGACGUCCGCGAGGAGGGCAAGGAGAACGCCUUCUCCCUCGGCCAGAGCCUCUGGAUCGGCAGCGAGGAGUUCGAGGACCUGGACGAGAUCAUCGCCCGCCACGUCAACCCCAUGGCCGCCUACGCCGCCGAGCUCCUCGACUUCAAGUACUACAAGCCCGUCGUCGAGGGCAUCAAGGACAAGGCCGAGGAGAUCCUCAAGGAGCAGAAGAAGGAGAACCCUGGAGGCAUCCCCUACAUCGUCUCCGCCGCGAAGAACUACCCGGGGAAAUUCCUGCUGUCGUAUCUUCCUCGGGUUCGAUGUCGACACGAGUACGUGACGGUGUCGCCAGAUGGCUUCAGGUUCCGCGGGCAGAUGUUCGGCAGAGUGAGCGACCUCUUCCGCUGGUUCAAGGAACACUUCAGGGACCCGGUGCCGGGCCAGUCGACCCCCAGCACGCCCAGAGGAGCCAUGACCUCCAGGACGCCGUAUCUCACCACACCCGGAGGACCAGUAGGAGCCAUGAACCAAGAGGCGAUCCAGAGGGUGGCGCAGAAUCUGCCGCACCACAUGCUGCACUCCUUGUCGCAAGUGGCGAACCACACGCCCCACCACUACCACCCGCCACACACUCCUGGGGCCGGCAGCACGGCGGGGUACGGGGGCCUCCACACCUACCCCAACACGCCGUACACGCCGUCCGGACAGACGCCCUUCAUGACGCCCUACCAGACGCCGCACCAGACGCCACAUCACACGCCGCACCACGGCCAGCCCACGCCGCGAUACGGCCAGCAGACGCCGAGCCACCACCAGGGUCCCUUCCUGCACCCGGCGGCGCCCGGCGUCGCCCCCACCCACCACCGUGCCACCCCCUCGCACCGCCCCACCCCGCCGAUGCCCGCCCAGGGCGACCCCACCGACUGGAAGAAGGCCGCCGAGGCCUGGGCCAUGAAGCGCAGCGCCCCGAGGAUAACUGGAGGCACGCCCCGAUACGAUGACGUCAGGGAGACGCCGCGAGGCUACGACGACGUCACCUCCGGGAGGAGCACCCCGCGCACCAGAGCGCCGUCCUCCCGCACUCCGUCGUACAAGUCGCCCCGGGGAACACCCAACACGAAUUCUAGUCCUCGGAGCAUGUCCCUCAGUGGGGACGGCACGCCCCUCUACGACGAGAGCUAACGGAAUUGACUUUUCUAUUAACGCGUUAACGCCAAUAUCGAUAAGGGCCUGCGGAGCCGUUCACAUUAUUGCAGUAAUCUCCCGGAGAUCGUAGAGCGGCGGUCAGUGUUGCCUCUAUCGCGAUUGGGUGGGUAGAUAACAUCUGACAAUUAGAGUAGAUUCACUAUCGGCUACACUGCGGGUAGAGACCAGGAGGACGAACACAGUGCUGUAGAAGUGUCUGGGAAAUAGGGCAAAGAUUCGCUAGGUGGCGACACACUCGUUUGAAGACCACUAUUUGAUUAAAGCGCGGGAUCUAAACUUGCAA